ACCUUCACCGUCCGCCAUAUUCCCAAUGCAUUAGCUUUGACAGCUAAUUCCACACUGGAUAUCACACAGUUUGUGCCUUGGACAAGUUGUUGCAGCGUUCAAUUACAUCACAUGAAGCUAUAACGAAACAGACAAGACCUUAGGGAAGUAAUGGCGGAGAUUCAGCCCUCCCCAAGAGGUGCGGGGGGAAGCAAGGGUAAGGGAACUGAUGAUCCGAUCCGAUUCCUGCCUGUUCUUCCAUCAAAGCGCAGCAAGCCAGCUUGGCAGUCCAACCCCCCAGCAUUUUUCUUGUCUGGGAGACCAGAUGAUGAUGAACGUCCCAUCGACCUUGUCGGAGAACUUACAGCAAGAGAUAGUCGGAAGAGAAAACAGCCAAGCAAGCUGAAGCCUAUAGAUCCACACAAGCAACAAGAUGUCAACAUGGACCAGUUCAAACAGCCAAAGAAAGAUAGGGAGAACUUCAGAAAGGCUCUUGUGGACAUCAUUAUGCAGGAAGAGAGCCUACCCCGGAGCAGUGCCGGGUCCCCCAAUGGUGACCUCCCCCCACUGUCCCGCACAGGCUCCCCCACUGCUGCCGAGAAGGAUAUCCUGAGAUACUACUACUACAUACACAAUGGUAUCGACACCGAGCAUGUUGCACCAAUGGAAGACUCGUGGCUGGAAAAUGUGUUGUAUCUUGUCCCCCACACACUCAAGGGUGGUCAUGAGGAGACGAUAGAGAACCUGUCUGAUGAGAUGAGGGAAGACUACCUACUCAGUGUGAAGAAAGCUAUUGUUGACUUUGUGCUGAAGGAUCCCCGGGAGAAGGAUGAGGACAAGAAGGAGAAGCUGCUGCCCCAUCGGGAGGAGCUGGCCGUCGUCCCCAAACCCUGGAACAAGUCGUUCCUUGGCGGCCUGGAGCUGAUGACCCACCACCUACAUGUCACGAACCCCUGCAUGCUGCAGGUGCUCGAUCUCUGGCACAUCUCCUUUGGCCUCCUGAGGUUCAUCGACAUUGAUGAGUUCCACAACAGACAGGACUCCAUGGAACUGGCCACCUUCCAGAACCUGUGCAUGAGACACAUCGAGGCUGCCAAGGAGAGGCUGCUAAAGAAAUGGUUCCCGGAGGUACAGAACAUCUUCUACCAGGGCAACAAGAGGAAGCAGGUGCCUAGCAACCAGGACCAGGAGAUGCUGGAGUCCUUCUUCAACUGUGCGGCCACUCUGAUGACAGACAACCUGCAACAACUGACCCUCUACUCCCUCAACGACUAUACUGACCUGCUGUGGCAGCCCGAGGAUUCAACAAGGGCAUAUGAACAUUCAGGUUUCAUCCUGAGACUCAUCUUGGACGAAAGUCAAAUCAAGUUUGAACCAACAUUCAAGGAUUUUGAAGUGGUUCUGUUGAAUGUCUAUGAUGUUGUCAUCAAAGCGUCUACCGUCGUGCCAAGGGUGGAGACCAAACUGUACUCAGAAUGGAAUGGCAGCAAGAACAAGGCGUUCCUCAAGCCCGUAGUUCUGGAGGAGAUCCUGGAGGAACAUCGACAGAUGGUUCGUGAGCUCAUCAAGAAGGAAAGUGUGGGCCCCAGUGAGCACUGUAAGGUGUAUGACCAAUACAGCUUCCUCAUCACUAAACAGGCUGAGACAGAUGUGGAUGAGUUCAUGAAGGAGGAACACAACUUUGAUGAUUAUGCAAAAGAAGUUGCUCGUUUCCACCACCUGACUGAGGAGAUCUCCUUCAACUCGCGCAAGGUUCUGAGACUUGGGAUGUUCGAGGUCCACUGUGAUGAACUGAUCCGUGCUCUCACCAAGCGGGCUGACACACUGCGCAGUCGACUCUUGGUCCGCAUGUGCAAGGAUCACCAGGAGGCCAAUAAGAAGCUCUGUGACGACUAUGAGCAGAUUGCCGAGAAGGCAUUGACCACGCCCGCCAACACAGAAGAGCUGAUGCAGCUCAAACAGUUCAUUGAGAAAGUCGAGUCGGACACUAUCUUCGUCAUGGAGAAGAGGCUGAUGGAGUCCAAGGAUCGCCUGGCGUUCCUGUCAGACUAUGCCCAGUUCAACCCAGCCGAGAUCCGUGUCAAUGCCCAGGUGUUCAUGUGGCACGGCCGGAUGCCGGCAGUGUUCGAGGAGCACAAGCUGAUCGUGUCGGAGAAGAGGAACCAGUAUGAGGAUGCUCUCAAACUGCGCCGUGACCGCUUCAUUGAGGAACUGGAGAGUUUCGCCAAGCAGGUGGAGGAGUUCCAGUCAUUUGGUGACAUGGCCGACAUACAGAAGUACCUCCGUCGUGCACAGUCCCUCGACACCAAGCUGCAGGCUGCGGCAGAGAAGAUUGAGGUCUUCAAUGAGGAGGAGGAGGCGUUUGGCUGGCAAACAACAGCCUACCCUCAGCGACAGACAGUCAUCAACACACUCAAGCCGUAUUUACAGUUGUACGAGACCACUGUAGACUUCAACUCCAAAUACAAGCAGUGGAUGGACGGGCCGAUGGGCGGUGUAGAUCCUGACGUGGUGGAUCAGGAGGUGGGCAACAUCUGGCGCGGUCUGUACAAGCUGGAGAAACAGUUUGAUGGCGUUGCUGCUCCCAAGAAAAUAACAUCCAAGGUGAAAGGCAAAGUGGAAGAGUUCAAGGAACACAUGCCGCUUGUCCAGACCAUCUUCAACCCCGGCAUGAGGGAUCGACAUUGGGACCAGGUUACAGAUAUUGUCGGCUACACCAUCCGUCCCGACGACUCGUACUGCCUGUCCAAGUUUGUCGAUAUGAACCUGGAUUCGUACAUCACCAAGUUCGAGGGCAUCUCGGAGGCAGCCAGCAAGGAGUACUCUCUGGAGAAGGCUAUGGAGAGCAUGAAGGGAGAGUGGGCUCCGAUUGAAUUCACGAUGAUCCCGUACCGCGAGACUGGGACGUCCAUCUUGUCCUCCAUCGACGACAUCCAGCAGUUGCUUGAUGACCACAUCGUCAAGACCCAGACAAUGAGAGGCUCACCGUUCAUCAAGCCAUUUGAGAUGGAAAUAAAGGACUGGGAGUCCAAGCUGAUGACCCUGCAGGACAUCCUAGACGAGUGGCUGAAGGUGCAGGCCACCUGGCUGUAUCUGGAGCCCAUCUUCAGCUCCCCCGACAUCAUGGCGCAGAUGCCUGAAGAAGGACGCAGAUUCACCACCGUCGACAAGAACUGGCGCGACAUCAUGAAGUCGGCCAUGAUUGACAAGCAUGUUCUGGCAGUACUUGACAUUGACAAGAUUCUAGAAAGGCUGAAGAAAUCCAAUGAACUUUUGGAACUCAUCCAGAAGGGCUUGAACGAAUACCUGGAGAAGAAGCGACUUUACUUCCCCCGUUUCUUCUUCUUGUCCAAUGAUGAGCUGCUUGAGAUCCUGUCGGAGACCAAAGAUCCCACAAGAGUGCAGCCCCAUCUGAAGAAAUGCUUUGAAGGCAUUGCAUCUCUAGAAUUCACGGAUGUGUUGGAUAUCACCCACAUGAAGAGUAGUGAAGGGGAGGUGGUUGAGCUACGUGACGUCAUCUCCACGUCCAAGGCCCGUGGUCAGGUGGAGAAGUGGCUGCUUGAGCUGGAGGCCGACAUGAUAAGCUCUCUACACAAGGUUAUUGGAGAAUCUCAGGAAGCCUACUUGAAGACACCCAGGGGUGAGUGGGUGAGACACUGGUCUGGUCAAGCUGUCCUGUGUGUAUCCCAGAAAUACUGGACAUCCUACAUCCACGAGGCAAUCAGGUCGGGCCAGAAGGCCCUGGCGGACUACCUGACUGUAAACAAUGAACAGAUUGAUGAGAUUGUUGCCCUGGUCCGAGGCAAGCUUUCCAAACAGCACCGUGUCACACUGCAGGCUCUGAUCGUCAUGGACGUCCACGCUAGAGAUGUGUUGGCCCACCUGGUGGAGAGUGGCGUCUCCAAUGAGCUGGACUUCAAGUGGUUGAGUCAGCUCCGCUACUACUGGGAGGAUAACCAGAUGGUGACUCGAAUGAUCAACUCCAUGCUGAAGUACGGCUACGAGUACCUUGGCAACACCGGACGCCUCGUUAUCACACCUUUGACUGACAGGUGUUACAGAACCCUGUUCGGAGCUCUACAUCUUCACCUGGGAGGAGCUCCAGAAGGACCAGCUGGAACCGGGAAGACAGAGACCACCAAGGAUCUGGCCAAAGCCGUUGCCAAACAGUGUGUCGUCUUCAACUGUUCAGAUGGUCUCGACUACAUUGCCCUGGGAAAGUUCUUCAAAGGUUUGGCCUCCUGCGGUGCCUGGUCCUGUUUUGAUGAGUUCAACCGAAUUGACCUGGAAGUAUUGUCUGUGGUGGCCCAACAGAUCCUGACCAUUCAGAGAGGUAUCAGUGCGGGACAGGACACUCUGUUGUUUGAGGGGACAGAGAUCCAUCUUAACCCAACCUGCUCUGUCUUCAUCACUAUGAACCCAGGUUAUGCUGGGCGUUCCGAGCUGCCAGACAACCUCAAGGCUCUGUUCCGGACUGUGGCCAUGAUGGUGCCAGACUACGCCCUGAUUGCGGAGAUCUCGCUGUAUUCCUGUGGCUUUGUCCAGGCACGCCCACUGUCGGUGAAGAUUGUGGCCGUGUACAGAUUGUGCUCGGAGCAGCUGUCUUCACAACAUCACUAUGAUUACGGCAUGAGAGCCGUCAAGUCUGUGCUCACUGCUGCUGCAAACUUAAAGCUGAAAUACCCAGAUGAAGAUGAGAAUAUCCUGAUGUUGCGAUCCAUCAUUGAUGUCAACCUACCCAAGUUUCUCAACCACGACUUGCCGCUGUUCCACGGCAUCACGUCCGAUCUGUUCCCCGGCAUCAAACUGCCGACCCCAGACUACGAGGUCAUCAACCAGGCUGUGGCCGAGGUCUGCACCAGGAUGAACCUCCAGUGCACGAACUUCUUCCUGGAGAAGAUCCAACAGAUCUACGAGAUGAUGAUUGUGCGUCACGGUUUCAUGAUUGUGGGAGAGCCAUUCGGUGGCAAGACAUCAGCGUACCGAGUCCUGGCAGCAGCUCUGGGAGACAUCCAUGAGAAGGGUCUGUUGGAAGAAAAUAAGGUCCAGAUUAUUGUCAUCAACCCGAAGGCCAUCACCAUGGGACAGCUGUACGGUCAGUUUGACCCUGUGUCCCACGAGUGGUCAGACGGUAUCCUGGCCGUGUCAUACAGAUCCUUCGCCACAUCCACGACCCCAGACCGUAAAUGGCUGAUCUUUGAUGGUCCCGUUGAUGCAAUCUGGAUCGAGAACAUGAACACCGUGCUGGACGACAACAAGAAGCUGUGCCUGAUGAGUGGCGAGAUCAUCCAGCUGGCCAACACCACUAACCUCAUGUUCGAACCCAUGGACCUCGAGGCGGCCUCCCCGGCCACAGUGUCUCGGUGCGGCAUGAUCUACAUGGAGCCCCUGUCCUUGGGCUGGAGACCACUGGUCAAGUCCUGGAUGCAUGUCAUGCCGUCCUCUCUCACUGAGACGCACAAGAGCGUCAUAAAUGACUUGUUCGAGAGAUUUGUCGAUGCUUGCCUCCAGUUAGUCCGCAAGGGAGGAGUCAAGGAACUGUCACCAACUAAUGAUUCCAACCUGGUCAAGUCUUUGAUGAACCUGAUGGAUUGUAUGAUGGAUGAAUUCCAAGACGAGGCCAAGAUCGCCCAGAUGGAGGAGAGAGAGCUCGUCACGUGGCUUGAGAGUAUUUUCUUCUUCGCCAUCACGUGGUCAGUCGGAGCCAGCACUGAUGACAAUGGCCGUGUCAAGUUUGACAAGCUUCUCCGAGAACUUAUUUCUGGUGGCAUGACGGAGGAGACGAGGAUUGCACUGACUCUGUUGGAGUUGGUGGAGCCCCCCAUGAAGCCUUACCUCAACCCCUUCCCUCCCAAGGGCAAAGUCUAUGACUACAAGUUUUUGAAGGAGGGUUCUGGCAAAUGGGUACCCUGGAGUGAGGAGAUGAAGGAAGCCCCGCCCAUCUCCAAAGAUGCUGUGUUCAAUGAGAUCAUUGUGCCCACCAUUGACACCAUCCGUUACACCAAUCUGAUGAACAUGCUGGUGCAGCACAGCAAGCCGUGCCUCUUCGUUGGACCCACUGGCACGGGGAAGAGCUGCUACAUCAUCGACUUCCUCCUGAACAAGCUGGACAAGGAGGUGUUCAAGCCCAACAUCAUCAACUUCUCAGCCCAGACCAGCGCCAACCAGACCCAGAACAUCAUCAUGUCCAAACUGGACAGGAGGAGGAAGGGGGUCUACGGACCACCACUUGGCAAGAAGGCUAUUGCCUUCGUGGAUGACCUGAACAUGCCGAUGCGAGAGACGUACGGAGCCCAGCCCCCAGUAGAGCUGGUCAGACAGUGGCUUGACCACUGGAACUGGUAUGACCUGAAGGAGGUGGUACCCAUCAAGCUGGUGGACAUCCAGUUCAUGGGAGCCAUGGGCCCGCCAGGAGGAGGACGUAAUCCUAUCACUCCCCGAUUCCUGCGUCAUCUCAACACUGUGACCAUGAACGAGUUUGAUGAUGACAGCAUGACCACCAUCUUCAGGAACAUCAUGGAGUGGCACAUCUCCGCCAGAGGGUUCAGCAAUGAAUUCAAGCCAUGCGUGGACCAGGUCGUGAGUGCAACGCUGCAGGUGUACAGGGAAGCCAUGACCAACCUCCUGCCUACUCCAGCCAAGUCCCACUAUCUGUUCAACCUGCGGGACUUCGCUCGCGUCGUCCAGGGCAUCCUGCUGUCUACGCCCGACACCAUGGAGGAACCUGCGUCCAUGAAGAGGCUGUGGGUGCAUGAGGUGUACAGAGUUUACUAUGAUCGUCUCGUCGAUGAUGGAGAUCGGGAUUGGCUGUUUAAUUACACUCGCGAAGUCAUCAAGCAGAAGAUGCGAGAAGACUUCGACCAGCUAUUUAUACAUCUUGAUUCAGAUAGUGAUGGCAAGGUCACUGAAGAUGACAUCCGUAGUUUAAUAUAUUGUGACUUUGCUGAUCCUAAAUCAGACAAGAAGGAUUAUGUUGAAGUGCGAGACUUGGAACAGCUGCGUCACGUGGUAGAGGGCUACCUGGAAGAGUUCAACAACCUCAGUAAAAAACCCAUGAAUCUUGUACUGUUUAGAUUUGCCAUUGAGCAUGUAUCACGUAUUGCUCGUGUAAUCAAACAACCCAGAAGCCACGCCCUGUUGGUAGGUGUGGGUGGUUCCGGUCGUCAGUCUCUUACAAGACUUGCUGCUCACAUGGCCGACUACGAUUUACACCAGGUUGAGAUCACAAAGAGCUACACGUCUACAGAGUGGAGGGAAGAUUUGAAGCGGAUCCUGAGGAAAGCUACUGAGACUGAUAACCAUGCUGUCUUCCUGUUCUCAGAUACACAGAUCAAACAAGAAUCAUUCCUUGAGGACAUCAACAACUUACUGAAUGCGGGCGAAGUCCCCAACCUUUACCCCAUAGAUGAGAAGCAAGAGAUCUGUGAGAAGAUGCGACAGAUUGAUAGGCAGAGGGACAAGUCCAAGCAGACAGAUGGGUCUCCAGUGGCCUUGUUCAACUUCUUCAUCCAGAGAGUGCGAGACCAACUCCAUGUCGUCCUGGCCAUGAGUCCCAUCGGCGACGCCUUCCGAAACCGCCUCCGAAAGUUCCCCUCACUCGUCAACUGCUGCACCAUUGACUGGUUCCAGUCCUGGCCCGAGGAUGCCCUGCAGGCUGUGGCGACUCGCUUCCUGGAGGAGAUCGAGAUUGUGGAGGAAGAGCGGGUGGGCUGCAUCAACAUGUGCAAGCAGUUCCACACAUCAACCCGGGACCUGUCGGAGAGAUUCCUUCUGGAGCUGGAGAGACACAACUACGUCACACCCACCUCCUACCUUGAGCUCAUAAACACCUUUAAGAAUCUCCUUGAGAAGAAGAGAGGGGAGGUGAUGAAUGCCAAGAAUCGGUAUGAGACGGGUCUUGAGAAGCUGGACUCAGCCUCCUCCCAGGUCGCAGUGAUGCAGAAGGAGCUGACCGACCUCCAGCCACAGCUCAUAGAGGCCACCAAAGAUGUGUCGGAGAUAAUGGUCAUCAUUGAGAGAGACUCCAUUGAAGUGGCUAAAGUAGAAAAGGUUGUGAAAGCAGAUGAAGCAGUAGCCAACGAGCAGGCCAAGGCUGCCCAGUCCAUCAAGGAUGAAUGUGACCAUGAACUUGCCGAGGCAAUCCCAGCCCUGAAUGCUGCACUUUCUGCCCUCGACACCCUCACAAACCAGGACAUCACAGUUGUGAAGAGUAUGAAGAGUCCACCCUAUGGCGUCCGUCUGGUCAUGGAGACCAUCUGCGUCCUGAAGGGGGUCAAGCCAGACAGGAUCCCGGACCCUGCCGGGACUGGUAAGAAGAUUGAGGACUACUGGGGGCCAUCCAAGAAAGUCCUGGGUGACAUGAAGUUCCUGGAGUCUCUACAUAACUAUGACAAGGACAACAUCCCCGUGGCUUAUAUGAAGACAAUCAGAGCUAAGUACAUCUCCAAUCCGGACUUUGACCCAGAAAAGAUCAAGACUGCCUCCACUGCUUGUGAGGGAUUGUGCAAGUGGGUCCGCGCCAUGGACACCUAUGACAGAGUUGCGAAGGUAGUGGCUCCAAAGAAAGAAGCCUUGAAGAAAGCCGAGGGUGAGCUUGCUGUUGCCAUGGCAUCACUGGAGAAGAAGAGAGCAUCUCUGAAGGAGGUACAAGACAAGCUCCACAAGUUAGAGGAGAAGCUGGCUCAGAACAAACAGAAGAAGGCUGACCUUGAGAACCAAGUGGACCUCUGUAGGAAGAAGCUAGAGAGAGCUGAACAGCUGAUAGGUGGCCUCGGUGGUGAGCGAGAGAGAUGGAGUGUUGCGGCCAGGGAGUUGGGCAAGAAGUAUAUCAACUUGACUGGUGAUGUUCUCGUCUCCUCUGGAAUAGUAGCGUACCUCGGUGCCUUCACAUCAGCAUUCCGGCAGGAACAGGCUGUCCAGUGGCAGAAGCGUGUCAAGGAGAUUGGUAUCCCAUGCUCUGAUGACUUUUCUCUUAUCCAUACACUUGGUGAGCCUGUGAAGAUCCGGGCCUGGAACAUUGCUGGACUGCCCACAGACGGCUUCUCAGUGGAGAAUGGUAUCAUUAUUAGCAACGCCCGUCGAUGGCCAUUAAUGAUUGACCCUCAGGGUCAGGCCAACAAGUGGGUGAAGAACAUGGAGAAGGCCAACAAUCUCCACAUGAUCAAGUUGUCUGAUGGAGACUUUGUCCGCACACUGGAGAACUGCAUACAGUUCGGAACACCUGUGCUGCUGGAGAACGUAGCCGAGGAGUUGGACCCCAUCCUGGAGCCCCUGCUGAUGAAGCAGACAUUCAAGCAGGGAGGCAGCAUGUGCAUCAAGCUGGGAGACAGCACCAUAGAGUACUCCCAGGACUUCAAGUUCUACAUGACCACCAAGCUGAGGAACCCUCACUAUCUCCCAGAGGUCGCGGUCAAGGUGACACUGCUGAACUUCAUGAUCACCCCCGAGGGUCUGUCUGACCAACUGCUGGGGAUUGUGGUGGCCAAGGAACGUCCCGAACUGGAAGAGGAAAAGAACGCACUCAUUCUUCAGAGUGCAGAGAACAAGAGACAACUGCAGGAGAUUGAAGACAAGAUCCUUGAGGUGUUGUCCAGCUCCGAGGGUAACAUCUUGGAGGAUGAGACCGCUAUCAAGGUCUUGUCUUCAUCCAAGAAACUCGCCAAUGAGAUUUCCGAGAAACAGGCCAUAGCUGAGGAGACAGAGAAGAAGAUUGACACAGCCAGAAUGGGCUACACCCCCAUUGCAAUCCACAGCACCAUCCUCUUCUUCUCCAUCGCUGACCUGGCCAACAUCGAGCCCAUGUACCAGUACUCCCUCACCUGGUUCAUCAACCUCUUCACCAUGUCCAUCGAGAACGCUGAGACGUCGGAGGAUCUCCCGACCAGGCUGAACAACCUACACGACCACUUCACAUACUCGCUGUAUUGCAAUGUGUGUCGCUCCCUCUUUGAGAAGGAUAAGCUUCUGUUCUCCUUCAUCCUUUGUGUGAACAUCCUGAAGCACAAGAAGGAGAUCGAUGAUGAUGAGUGGCGCUUCCUGCUGACUGGCGGCAUCGGCCUGGACAACCCACACAGCAACCCCACCACAUGGCUUCCCUCCAAGUCCUGGGAUGAGAUGUGUCGCAUCGAUGAACUUGCACGCUUCAAGGGAAUCCGACAGAAGUUUGUCAGCUACAAGGAUUCAUGGAAGCUUGUCUAUGAUAGCCCAGAGCCCCACCAUGUGAAGUUCCCGGGAGAGUGGGAUGAGAAGCUGGGGACUUUCCAGAAGAUGUUGGUGCUCCGCUGUCUCCGGUCCGACAAGGUGAUCCCGUGUGUCCAGGAGUUUGUCACGGAGAAGAUCGGGAAGAAGUUCAUUGAGCCUCCACCAUUUGACCUGCCCAAGGCGUUCGGAGACAGUCACUGCUGUGCCCCCCUGCUGUUUGUCCUGUCCCCUGGGGCUGACCCCAUGGCUGCACUGCUCAAGUUUGCUGAUGACCAGGGCUUUGGUGGUGCCAAGUUUGACUCCCUGUCCUUGGGUCAAGGUCAAGGCCCUAUUGCCCUGCAGAUGAUAGAGAAGGGCCUGAAGGAGGGAACCUGGGUCAUGCUUCAGAACUGUCAUCUUGCAGCAUCCUGGAUGCCCACGAUGGAAAAGAUCUGCGAGGAAUUCAACCCCGAGACCACCCACCCUGACUUCCGUCUGUGGCUGACCAGCUAUCCCUCCACCACCUUCCCAGUCUCCAUCCUGCAGAACGGGGUCAAGAUGACCAAUGAACCACCCAAAGGUCUCCGAUUCAACAUCAUCAAGUCAUACCUCAGCGAUCCGAUCUCAGACUCGGAGUUCUUUGGUAGCGUCAAAAAUGAGGACACAAUUGAUAAAGUGGGUUCCUGGAAGAAACUGUUGUACGGCCUGUGCUUCUUCCAUGCACUGAUUCAGGAGAGGAGGAAGUUUGGUCCGCUGGGUUGGAACAUCCCGUACGAGUUCAACGAGACGGAUCUCCGGAUCAGCGUCCGUCAGCUGGCCAUGUUCCUUAAUGACUAUGAUAGUGUCCAGUUUGAUGCCCUGCGCUACCUGACCGGAGAGUGUAACUACGGUGGUCGUGUCACUGACGACUGGGAUCGACGCACGCUGCUCACCAUCCUCAACAAGUUCUACUGCUUCGACAUCAUUGAGCGCGAGGACUACUACUUUGAUGUCAGCGGCCUCUUCUACUCCCCUCCCACAGGCGAUUACGAGAGCUACAUUGAGUACACUAGGAACCUGCCCCUGAAUCCGUCCCCCGAGAUCUUCGGCAUGAACGCCAACGCUGACAUCACAAAGGACCAGAAGGAAACACAGACGUUGUUUGACAACAUCCUGCUCACUCAGAAACGGGCAAGAGCUUCAGCAAAGGGAGGUAAAUCUACUGAUGAUGUGGUGGAUGAGGUCGCGGCAGACAUCUUGUCAAGGCUGCCCAGCAACUUUGACACAGAUGCAGCGCUGCGGAAAUACCCAACAUCGUACAAGCAGAGCAUGAACACUGUCCUCGUGCAGGAGAUGGUCCGCUUCAAUCGACUGCUCAUCACAGUCAGAGCCAGCCUCAUCAACAUCAGGAAGGCUAUUAAGGGUCUGGUGGUCAUGUCGUCGGAGCUGGAGGAGGUGGUGCUCAGCAUCCUCAAGGGCAAGAUUCCCGGGAUGUGGAUGAAGAGGUCCUACCCAUCCCUGAAGCCACUCGGCAGCUACGUGAACGACUUCCUGACUCGUCUCAAGUUCCUCCAAGACUGGUACGACACUGGCCCACCUACUUGCUUCUGGGUGUCAGGCUUCUUCUUUACCCAGGCCUUCUUGACAGGCGCUCAGCAGAAUUAUGCCAGGAAGUACACCAUCCCCAUCGAUCUACUUGGCUUUGACUAUGAAGUUCUGGAUGAUAAGGAGUAUGAUGAACCCCCUGAGGAUGGUGUGUAUGUGUAUGGCCUGUAUGUGGAUGGCGCCCGAUGGGAUCGCAAGGGCAAGAAACUUGCAGAGUCAUUACCAAAGGUGUUGUUUGACACCAUGCCACCGCUUUGGCUGAAGCCCCUCAAGAGGUCCGACAUUCCAGACAAGCCUGUGUACAAGUGUCCAGUGUACAAGACCAGCGAGAGAAGAGGGACAUUGUCCACUACUGGUCACUCCACAAACUUUGUUAUUGCUAUGAUGAUCCCAUCGGACAAACCCGAAUCCCACUGGAUCGGACGUGGUGUUGCUUUGAUGUGUCAGCUGGACAACUAGCGGUUGCUGUGGAAACAACUUUAUUGUUGCCAUGGCAAUGUUGUAUUUUUGUUUUUUCAUUGAAAACAGUAUUUAUCAUGUCCAUUAUUAUGUAUACUGAAAUAUUGCCAUUCCUUGGUCAAUGGAACCAAAUUUAACAUUUCAGUGCAGAGGAUGUUCUUUUUAUCAAUGAAGCAAAUUUAAAACAUAUUUAUCUUUUUCAAUCCAAAUAUGAGUGUCCACAUUCGAGAUGUUAUUUAUCAAACAAUGCAGUUUUUGCUGUUUGUGUUAUUGUUCAUAUUAGUGUUUUUAUAUGGACAUGACAGUGUGAUACCUUUUUUAAUUGUUUUUAUGCUGUAUACUAUGUUACUGUGUUGCAAACAUUAUUUUUUGUAAUAUGACAAAUAGCUGUUAAUUUCAGUAUUGCCAAAGUUUGGGAGAAGGGGUAUCAGAAAAUCCGUCCUGUACUUGAGUAUGUUUCAGUAUUAUUAUUUUUUAGUUUUAAAUACAACAGAUGUUUAAUAUGCUCUGUUCACACAUCAAUAUCCAUCACUCUUCUACCUCUGGGAUUUAAAUUAUGUCUAAUAACAAAAUAGCAAGUUUUGUAGUGUCCAGAUCCUAGUGAUAUUUAAUAUUCACAUUUGAAAUUACCAAAUGUUGAAAAUCAGGAAUUAUAGGAAAGAAGCAUAUGAGUUUGUGCUGUAGGCUGUGGGCUGUGUUCAGAAUUCUGAUAUUACGUUACGCUUCUCUGUGAAUACAGAAUACAACUUAUGGGCAUGUCCUUUAACAAACUAUUGCCAGUCAUUUCCACAAUACAAUAGGUGUGAUACAUGUACCAGUGUACACUGACAGGGAUUUCCAUCAAUAUGUAGACUACUGUUUAGUCCCUAGUGUUCACAGGUUUCCUGAUCAUGAACAGUUUGCUUCUUGUGAAGUCAUUUUCAAAGGACAAUGCUUUAAAUUACUUCAUGUACUUCAAACUGCAAGAAUCAAACCUAAUAUGACAGAACUGGUGACUGAAUUCCCCGAAUUUGACGUUUUUAGGAUUUGUGAUAUGAUUUUGCUAUGACUUCUUCCUCAGCAUUAGAAGGGUGCUGUUUAGGUGUGUUUUGUGGAGUAGUUAUUUCUAUACAUACUGUAUAUAUUUGCUCAUCUGUGAUAUCUAUAUUGUACAUACAGAGAUAUGUGUAUUAUUUUCUAUUGACGAGCUGUUCACUAUGUGCUGAUCAAAUUCCUAUAUUUGCUGUGAAUACAAUUUUGUAGAUUGGGAUUGUAGGUCACUGUGUUACAUAUUUUGUAAAUGAAACAUUGGGAAGCAAUGAAAGGCAGUUUGAAAGUGAAUAUGAAGUCAAUAAAAUAUUAAUAUGA
Messenger RNA from Haliotis rufescens (red abalone), 13548 nucleotides. RefSeq names its product dynein axonemal heavy chain 7-like. Bases 151 to 12201 code for a protein of 4016 amino acids. The transcript has 72 exons. Gene Ontology annotation, molecular function: minus-end-directed microtubule motor activity; dynein light intermediate chain binding; dynein intermediate chain binding. Gene Ontology annotation, cellular component: dynein complex. Lineage: Eukaryota; Metazoa; Mollusca; Gastropoda; Lepetellida; Haliotidae. Gene Ontology annotation, biological process: microtubule-based movement. The record is from RefSeq and is a predicted model, not a curated record.